Messenger RNA from Suillus subaureus, 2722 nucleotides. RefSeq lists its product as uncharacterized. The transcript is spliced from 7 exons. The record is from RefSeq and is a predicted model, not a curated record. Bases 80 to 2239 code for a protein of 719 amino acids. Gene Ontology annotation, biological process: exocytosis; intracellular protein localization; Golgi to plasma membrane transport. Gene Ontology annotation, cellular component: exocyst. Lineage: Eukaryota; Fungi; Basidiomycota; Agaricomycetes; Boletales; Suillaceae.
GUCUGCUCAAGAUCAGCUGUGGUUGUCCUCAGCGUCUAGGAUGACCAGCACAAACUUUUAUUGAGAUUUUUUCUAUAUCAUGCAGUCUUUGCGUACACGCAGGCCAUCUGAGACGCGUACCGUCAAACGUCAGGCCUCUAAACUCGAGAAGAAGCCGAUCAAUAAGAAUAUCCGCAAGUCCACCGUCGAUGACAAGAUAAAGAAGCGCAUGUCACUGCGCUAUGCAGAGAUAUCUGCACCCACCGAAGCUUCUGUCCCAGACGUGCCAAGCGUUCCCAUUGGGCUGCGGCCAGGCGCAGUGAGGGACCCAGAUGAACUUGUCUUGGAACGUGCCAGUAUCAGAGAGGACCCGAAGGCUAUAGAUCAAAGGUUGCUGGACAAGGAAGAUUUUGAUCCUGACACUUACUUGAAGGCCAAACUGGCUAACUCAACCGAGGCGGAGCUCAGGUCUCUCCAGUCUUCACUCAGAUCAUCCAAGGAUGAUACCGCUGUCGAACUACAGCGGAAUGUGUUUAAAAACUAUGCUGAGUUCGUACAUAUUUCCAAAGAAAUUUCUUUCCUCGAGAAUGAAGUGCUCGAGCUCAAAGAAAGCCUUUCUGAAUGGAAGUCUAUGCCGAGCCUUUUGCACAUUGAUGAAUCCGCCUCUGCUUCGGAGCGGCGGCGCAACGUCCGUUCAUCCAUUGCGGACCUUCGCGUGCUCUAUGCGAAUCAGAUGCAGACGCUGCAUACCCAAAUCGAGGGCUCCGCAAAAUUUGCUCCAACAACGCCAGGCAGACAUGUAAUUUAUGAGAUGGACGGGAUAUAUGCUCUCAAUGCGGCAACCUACAGGAUCAGUAACACUGUCAAGUUCGUCGUGCUAGAUGAUUCUGUGCUCGUCGCGAAGAGGAGGAGGAGGAACAACGGAGAAGGGGGACGGCUGGUGGCAGAGAGAUGUUGGCCUUUGAAUGAAAUGUUGGUGUUAGAUACGAAAGAUACAGCAACUAUGACGAAUGUCUUUAAAGUUCGCCAUCAAAAGGAGACAUAUGUUUACAGAACGGAGGCACCCUCUGAUAAGAAGAUUCUUCUUGGACAGUUUCGCCAGGUUGCCGAAGAACUUGCGAUCCGCAAACGCAGGGAGCGUGAAGGCGAGCACGAGCGACGUAAGAGCAUGUGGACCAGCGGAGAUCGCGCUUCCAUGACAUUGCAUCCUGACAAGAUGCCGCCCCUUCCUGACUGGAUGGCUGAGCUUGCCCGCAAAGCGGGCAUUGAUGGGGACACCAGCGCACGGGACAAAUCCGAGAGCGAUGCACGUUUCAUCAGUGAUUUUUCGGACGACCUUACAGUCGCUAUCGCUUUACGAUCCUGGGAACGGGCCGUUGAGCUAGUGGUGGAAGGUCGAGCUAAAGUUUCUUCCGUACCGUCAUUGAGCGCCAAGCUCACUCCUCUCACGGCGAGCCUCACCUCAGCAUUACUCGAUGCACUCAGUUCGCCCGGGAACCGCAAGAAUACUGCAGUAAACCUCAUUGGCCAUUUGUUAAAGCUUGGACAAGGUCCAGCUGCGAGGUCAACAUUCUUGAAUGCACGAGCGGAGGCGGUGGACCGGUAUGUCAGGGCUAUCAGAUUCGAAGGCCAUGUCGGGAUGUAUGUGCACGAUUUAGCUUUAGUCGUGUUUACCGGGAUCAAGCAUACAGCGGAUUGGUUCCUCGCGGGCUUUGUAGAGCAUGAUAUGACUAGCACUUUAAUUGACUGGGCUAAGAAACAAAUUGAGAUAUAUGCUGAGAGGUUCAGGAAGCAGGUCUAUAGUUCCGAUGCUGAACAACAGACUGUCAAAGAAGCACUCAAAAUCACACACAGUCAGAGUCGCAAGCUCCUACAAGAAUUUGGGCUUGACUUCCGCUAUCUCCUUGACGAGCUUCUGGUUCAGGACCCCCAGAGAAACGACACCUGCGUUGUUUCCGCUACCUUCCAUGCCCCUUCCCUAGGGCCCUCCAUCUCGGGCUCGCACACACCACAAUCCAUAUCAUCCUUCGUGUCUUCCUCAACGCCUCUCAUACCUUCAAUUCCAUCUGCCCCUGACUCGCCCGCCCGCCCUACUACACGCUCUCUAAUGCCUGUGCGCCCUGUCGUGCAGAUCCAUGACUCUGAUCACUCAUCGAGAUCUGCGCGGGAUAGCCCAGCUCCUCCACCACGUUCGUCAGAUCGUCCUGGGAGCACCAACAGACCACCAGUCGCCAUUCCACAAAGGGAAGGGAUGUUUUGACCGGAUAUCCUAUAUUACUGGUUUGUGUUCAAUUUCAUUGGCUGUUCUCAAAGAUUUGUGGCAUGCAUUCUACGCCCGAGAUGACAAGUACCAAGGUAUGCAAUUUUUCACCCUCCAACCCUCUGCCACGGGUUAGUACCGGGAAUGGAUACGACCCGAACUCGAACGUCAAUCUAGUGAUCGCCUACGCCUUCCUCCCUCAGAUACCGCUUGUCUCCUACUCUAGAGUCUGCAUAUCUGUCCUUGAAAUAUUUUGAUAGCGUGUACUCGUUCAGACUUGCCCCUGCGUUCCCCAUUCAUUAUGAGCAUUUACUAUCCAGACUGCGGAGCCUUUGAACCUCUGUAGCAUGCCCUCCAUACUGCUGCAUAGCUGGCCUCCGCUGAGGGGACUUCAUCGCGUUGAGUGGAUUGUGAGUCAGCGACGUGUAGAAACAAUUUUUUUUGUUGAUUCCAACUCGUGUCCAUUGGGGAGAGUACCCUAUG